GCGACAAUGGCUACCACGGCGGUGAACACGGAGGGUGCGAAGCCCGCAGCAACCGCGCUUAUCGCGACAUCGGAUGAUUCUCGCAAGUCGCCCAAGCACUAUCGGGGCUUUGUAGCUGGUGUCUUCAGCGGCAUCGCAAAGCUUUCAGUCGGCCACCCAUUCGACACGGUAAAAGUGCGUCUGCAGACGACGCAAAGAUCGCAUUUCCGAGGCCCUGUAGAUUGUCUCAUGCAGACGCUGCGGAAAGAGGGCUUCGCAGGACUGUACAAGGGCGCCACUCCGCCGCUGGUAGGAUGGAUGUUCAUGGACUCGAUCAUGUUGGGCUCGCUCAGUGUAUACCGCCGCGUCCUCAACGAUCGGGUCUUCAAUCCACCCUCGUACGCCCGACUGGGCGAACCGCAAGGCAGGCUUCCCGCAUACGGCCAUGCCAUGGCGGGCACAAUGGCGGGCUGGACAGUGUCGUUUAUUGCUGCGCCGGUCGAGCACAUCAAGGCCCGUCUCCAGGUUCAGUAUGCAGCAGACAAGACGGCGCGCCUCUACUCGGGGCCAAUCGACUGUCUGAAGAAGAUAUACACUGGCCACGGGAUCAAGGGCGUGUACCAUGGUCUGAGCGCCACGCUGCUCUUCCGCACAUUCUUCUGUUUCUGGUGGGGUACAUACGACCUGUUCACACGACAGCUGCAGAGGCACACUAGUCUGUCAGCACCAGCGGUCAACUUCUGGGCGGGGGGUCUUUCGGCGCAGAUCUUCUGGCUGGCAAGCUACCCCAGUGAUGUGGUCAAGCAGCGCAUCAUGACGGAUCCACUUGACAAGAGGAGAUUUCCGCAGUGGAAGGACGCCGCCCAGGCGGUGUACAGGGAAGGCGGCUGGAGGGGGUACUGGCGCGGCUUUGUGCCAUGCUUUUUGCGUGCCUUUCCGGCCAAUGCCAUGGCGCUGGUGGCAUUUGAGGGCGUCAUGAGGAGCCUGCCAGAGUGAAGGCGGGGAAAACGGCGGAGAUGCAAAGGCCUUGCAGCCAGCCACAAUGACAGCAUGAUUUGACAUUUUAGCGAUGCAUGGCCGGCUUUGGAGAAGACGAUACCCACGGCACGACAGGGAUACGAGGCCACAGAAUCUUGACUUGUCUUGAC
Molecule: messenger RNA, 1127 nt
Organism: Exserohilum turcica Et28A
Lineage: Eukaryota; Fungi; Ascomycota; Dothideomycetes; Pleosporales; Pleosporaceae
Exons: 3
Coding region: 7-975 (322 amino acids)
Biological process (GO): transmembrane transport
Molecular function (GO): transmembrane transporter activity
Source: RefSeq, a predicted model, not a curated record